Messenger RNA from Candidozyma auris, 1191 nucleotides. It is a transcript of the gene PTH1, whose product is annotated as putative phosphatidate cytidylyltransferase. Lineage: Eukaryota; Fungi; Ascomycota; Pichiomycetes; Serinales; Metschnikowiaceae. The coding region runs from base 1 to 1191 and encodes 396 amino acids. The transcript has a single exon. Gene Ontology annotation, biological process: cardiolipin biosynthetic process; CDP-diacylglycerol biosynthetic process. Gene Ontology annotation, cellular component: mitochondrion. The record is from RefSeq and is a predicted model, not a curated record. Gene Ontology annotation, molecular function: phosphatidate cytidylyltransferase activity.
AUGGUUACCUCUUCAAUCAUAUGCCUCAACACGACGAAAUUUGCAGCCAAGCAUUCUGUAUUACAGCAAGUAUACCAGGAUGUACUUUCUCCAGGUAUCGAGAGCGUUCUACGAGCCAGAUCAUUUGAGAACUUGUCUAAUCAAGACUCAAGGUUGGCUAAUUCUCAAGUAAAGCUGCUAAUUCAAAACUUUGACCACGAAGAAAUUCGACAUCUUUUUGGAUAUGGUUCUGGUGUUGUGGCCCAGGAAGGCUACUCUAGUCAAACUGCCCAAAUAGAUUUGAUGAUUAUUACUGAUGACACGAGAAAAUUUCAAAAGUUAAAUUUUGAAAGACAUCCUAGUCAUUACUCUAGCUUGAAGUAUUUUGGCUCUGAUAUCUUACAGGCAAUCCAGAACUUCGGCGCCGGUAUUUACUUCAACCCAUUUAUAACCAUGUCUAGUAGCGAUGGAAGCAAACAAAACGUCAAAUAUGGAAUCGUCUCUACCAAGAGGGCGCUUGAGGACCUUUGCGAAUGGUCAACAAUGUAUGUUGCUGGUAGACUACAAAAGCCUGUUCAGCAUCUCAAAAUUGAUGAGUUAUUAUUGAAGGCUAAUCAAUUUAAUCUUUCAAGCGCAUUUAAUGUUGGUCUUCUCCUUAUGAGCUCACAAAAAAAAACCGAGAAAGUCGCUCUUAGUGAUCUCUACCGAUCGAUUGCCUCAAUAUCUUACAUGGGAGACCCACGAAUGAUUAUUGGGGGAGAAAAUCCAAAUAAAGUGCAGAAUAUUGUCACUAGACAGCAGUCCAAAUUCAGAAAACUUUACAAUCCGUUUUUUCAGAAUAAUAUUAAACGAGGAAUAAUUGAUGAAUGCAACGACCAAGAAGUCAGAAUUCGACUAGAUGAGGCUGCUAGAUCCGAAAUGAUUUACUACUUGCCAAAACAAUUUAGGCAGCGACUAUUGAAUCAGUAUAUUGACAAGCGUUUCGACUCGUCAUCAAAUCAUAGCCUCGAAACUGACUCAAUAGAAUUCCAACAAAGUCUUGAAACUAUUUCAAGGGAUGAAAAUCUAGAAGAAGCUCUCAAAAUGGCAAUUCAGGCGACAGUCGCGAUACCGGCCUUCAAGCAAACAAUGAAAGGACUCCUCACUGCAGGUCUUUUUAAGUCUGCAAAAUAUGCUUGGGAGAAAAAAUUGAAAAGUUGGAAAAGGAGGUAA